Messenger RNA from Chlamydomonas reinhardtii, 3823 nucleotides. RefSeq lists its product as uncharacterized. NCBI's taxonomy places the organism in Eukaryota, Viridiplantae, Chlorophyta, Chlorophyceae, Chlamydomonadales, Chlamydomonadaceae. Gene Ontology annotation, biological process: protein polyubiquitination. Bases 140 to 3019 code for a protein of 959 amino acids. The transcript is spliced from 17 exons. Gene Ontology annotation, molecular function: ubiquitin protein ligase activity. The record is from RefSeq and is a predicted model, not a curated record.
GAUGGAGCUUAAGAUUGACGUUAGUAUUAUCUCAACUAGGGUACGAAAUUGUGACAGACAAGGGUUUUCCUGGUAACUAGGGACUGGACAUAAUACUCGAAUGGGUUCAAUGGCAUAGAUCUAUGAUUGUCUAGCAGUUAUGCCAAUUCUGACGGUGCGUGGCGGAGCUCAGAAGGAAGUUAUGAGCAUCGCUUCAGGCGAGGUCCUAGGCGCUGAGCGACCAAGCUACAGUGGCCUUCCGCUACAUGAGCAAAGGAAACUGUUCACGGAUGAGGUCACGAGGGCUUUCAAUGCGCUGCGGGCCCGCGGGAUGGAGCCCAACGAGGCGUGUGCGCUGGCUCUGAAAGUGGCUGCUGGCGUAGCCGACCUGCCGACCAGUCCGGACGAGCUGGCCCAGCGCCUGUCCGCUGACCCCGCCGGCACGCCUCUGGGCCAGCUGUGCGCGGCCGUGACCCGCUUCUUCGCCAGCGCCGACUGCCUCGCAGCCGCCUUUUGGCCGCGAGACAGGCACGCCCCCCCUCCCUCCGCCGCCUCUGCCUCGGGGGAGCAUGGCGCCGCUAGCACUAGUGGUGGCAGUAGCAGCAAAGUGGCACCGGGCAGCAGCAGCGGGGGCCAGGCGGCGCCAACACACGCCUGCCCACUGGAUUUCACGGCAGUAGCAGCGCUGUAUGACGCAGUGCUCGGGGCAGCCGUGCCGCCGCCUGCUGCGUCGAGUAGUGCUACUGCCGCCACGGCCAGUGCCGCCUCAGCUGCGGCGCCCGAACCCGGCAGUAGCAGUAGGCCCAGCGAGAAUGGGGGCGGUGCCGCGGGAGGGACAGGCGAGCUAUCUCCUUCAACAUCAGCAGCAGCAACAGCCGCGGGCGGUGCCGGCGGCUUGUCUCCUGCCGGCAGGCAGACGGCUGCUACAGCCUCCACAUCAGCCACUGCUACAGCCUCUGCUACAGCCUCGGUGCUGCGGCCGCGCGGCCACUCGGCGGCGCUGUGUGCGGCCCUGACGGCGGGGGCGGAGGGGCUGCUUGCGGGGGCGGGCGGACUGCCGGCGGCGCUCAACCCCGGCCUGCCGCGGCAGUUGGCGGUGCUGCUGGCGUGUCCGCUGCUGGACCGGAGCGAGCACCACGACCUUCUGGGCAGCCUGGUGUCCUUCAUCGGCGGCCUGGGUGCCGCACAGCGGGCGGCGCUGGGCGGGCUGCUGGCCACCUACCCGGGUGACGAGAUGCGCAGGCUGGUGACGCGGCUUCACAGCUUCAUCACCAUGACGCUGUUCAGAAUGCAGAGCAUCACGCGCGGGGUGGAGGACGCGACACGGCUGCUGGCGCUCGUGUAUGAGGCGAACGAGGAGGCGGGUCGGCAGGCGGCGGCGGCGGCGGCAGCAGCCGGGAAAUCUUGGGGAGCAGCAGCAGCAACAGCAUCGGCAGCGGAUGCUGCUGCAGCCGUCGGCGGGGCUGCUGCAGCCCACACGUCGGGGUUCAGUGCGCUAGGUCGCAUGGGUGACACGGCUACAGCCGCGGCGGCGGCGGGCCUGGCGGCGGGGUGGCGGCCACUUGAGCCGGCGGCGUUCUACAACGACGCCAUCAACCACGAGGACUUCAAUUUGAAGGAGGACUUCCGGAAAUGGAAACACCCCCACAAGUACGACUUCUGUUUCUGCAAGUUCCCCUUCAUGUACGACCCCGGCAGCAAGGCGCGGCUGUUGCAGAUGGAGAACCAGAUGAGCCAGGUUAAUGAGCUGCAUUCGGCUCUGUUCCGAGGUCUCUUCGGCGGCCCGGGCGGCGGUGGCGGCAGUCUGGGCGGCGGGCUGGGCGGCGGGCUGGGCGGCGGCGGCGGGCUUGGCCCCAUGCCUGACAUGUGUCCCUUCCUUGUGCUCCGGGUCCGGCGGGGGCCGUACCUGGUGCAGGACACACUGAUCCAGAUCCACCGCGCCAAGGAGUCCGACUCGCUCAAGAAACCGCUCAAGGUCAAGUUCAUCGGGGAGGAGGGAGUGGACGAGGGCGGCGUGGCCAAGGAGUUCUUCCAGCUACUGGUCCGCCAGCUGUUCAACCCCGACUACGGCAUGUUCACCUCCGACCCCGCCUCCCACCUGCACUGGUUCCGGCCCGCCGGCAAACUGGCGGCGGAGGACAUGGAGCUGGAGUUCGAGUUGGUGGGCAUUCUCAUUGGCCUGGCUAUUUACAACAGCCACAUUCUGGAGUUUCAGUUCCCACCGGUGCUGUACAAAAAGCUCAUGGGGGCAACCUGCCCCGAGCUGCCGGCGGCGGCAGCGGCGGCGGCAGGUGCAGCGGCCGAGGGGGCGGCGGCGGCGGCCGUGGGGCAGGGGGCAGGGGCACGGGCCGCGGCAGCAGCAGGGUCGGCGGCGGGUGCCGCCGCAGCGGCGGCAGGCGGCGCAGCAGACACGCCGCCGGCGGCAUCGUCUGCAGGAACCCUUGGGUUGGAGGUGGACAUGGAGGUGGGCUUUGGCGAGGUGGAGGCAGUGGAGCUGGUGCCGGGCGGCGGCGAGCUGGCCGUGACGGCAGCCAACCGCCGCACCUACGUGGACCUCUACGUGCGACACCUGCUGCAGGACUCCAUAGCGCCCCAGUUCGGCCCCUUCCGCCGCGGCUUCCUGCGCCUGUGCUCCGGCGCCGCGCUGGGCUGGUUCAGCGCCUCCGAGCUGGAGCUGCUGGUGUGCGGCAGUCGGGCGCUGAGGCUGACGGAGCUGGAGGCAGCCACGCAGUACGAGGACGGAUACACGCGGGACUCGGAGCCGGUGCGCUGGUUCUGGGAGGUCGUCCACUCGCUGCCGCCCGCGGGUCAGAAGCGGCUGCUGUUCUUCGUGACGGGCAGCGACAGAGUGCCCAUCAAGGGCCUGGCGCACCUGAACCCGCCCUUCGUCAUCUCCCGCGCCGGCGCCCACUCGGACCGGCUGCCCUCCGCCCACACCUGCUUCAACCACCUGCUGCUGCCGCACUACAACAGCAAGGAGGUGCUGAGGGAGCGGCUGGAGCUGUCGCUGCAGAACGCGGAGGGCUUUGGGCUCAUGUGAGAGGCGGGAGAGGUGGGGGUGGGGGGCAUCAGAUGUGUGUGUGUCGGGGGGGAGCGUUGUCAGGUAGCCCUGACACGGCGUAGGUGAGGAGGUGCCGCCGGCCGGGGCGGCCCCCGACACACAGCGAUACCAGGAGUUCCAAAGGUCGCAGCGCUCAGGUUGCAGCGGGCACCUGCCAAGCGGCUGAUGUCCCCUGUUGUCCUUUCGUGCCGCUCGUUGGCACAUUUUGCAUCAUAGGACUGAUAGGAGUAUGUGCACACCUGGCAUGUGCAUACCGGAACACGGUUGAAGAGGUGGCGCACGUAGGGUUGCGGCCCGCAGGAGGCAUGCAGUCGAUGCACUCGGACGUGUUUGGAAGUGCGGAUGUGUUGAGUUGUGGGUUGAGCUGCGGAGCUGCGGCCUGUGGAUGGGCGGGGGAGUUGAUGGCAGCGCCGUCCCAGUCGGGCUCAUGUAACAUGUUGUCGUGUGCGGGGGGCUGCGAGCAGCUGAGGCCCCUGACGGAAAGCGAAGGCGCAAGGCAUGUGGGUAGGGCCGCACGGGGCAGACGGUGAAAGUGUGAAACGAAUGCACGUCCUUGACAUAUGGGGUCUGUUGGAGCAGGAUGCGACAUAUGGGGGCUGCCGGGCUGCUGAUCUCGCAAGCGCGAUGUGCGGUGGUGCGCUGUUCGGCUGCUGUUGCCAUGUACGAGCAAAGUAACUCCACUAGCAGUGCUUAUACCGUAGUGAUAAAAAGGUUUCGGGACUAAUAUUUUCGGGACAGGGUCGGAUAAUAUAUUUCAAACUAUUCGGGAAAUUAAAUAUUCGG